Messenger RNA from Colossoma macropomum (tambaqui), 775 nucleotides. It is a transcript of the gene fabp2, whose product is annotated as fatty acid binding protein 2, intestinal. Gene Ontology annotation, cellular component: cytosol; nucleus. Gene Ontology annotation, molecular function: fatty acid binding. Lineage: Eukaryota; Metazoa; Chordata; Actinopteri; Characiformes; Serrasalmidae. Bases 186 to 584 code for a protein of 132 amino acids. Gene Ontology annotation, biological process: fatty acid transport. The transcript has 4 exons. The record is from RefSeq and is a predicted model, not a curated record.
CGAGAUUCACUCUGCGUGAGCUUUACUCAGCCACAUCAGCAUAAAGAUAAUGCUGAAGGAUAAGGGGGCGUGCUGUCGUUGCUCAGAGCAUAUAAAGAACGACGUGAGGAAAUAUCAGCCCACUCUGGUGCUCCCACACUCACUAACCUGCACACUCCUGUCCAGGACUGCAACCUCCUACCACCAUGACGUUCAACGGCACAUGGAAAGUGGACCGCAAUGAGAAUUAUGAGAAGUUUAUGGAACAAAUGGGCAUCAACUUGGUGAAAAGAAAACUUGCAGCUCAUGAUAACCUGAAGAUCACUCUGGAGCAGACCGGCGACAAGUUCCACGUGAAGGAGGUCAGCGCCUUCCGCACACUGGAGCUGGACUUCACCCUCGGGGGCACCUUUGAGUACUCCCUGGCUGAUGGCACUGAACUCACUGGUGGCUGGGUCAUGGAGGGUGAAAUGCUGAAGGGAAACUUCACCCGCAAAGACAACGGAAAAGUACUGAUAACCACCAGGCAAAUCGUUGGUGACGAACUCAUACAGAGCUACAGCUAUGAAGGUGUGGACGCUCAGAGGAUUUUCAAGAGGUCCUAAAAUGAAGUGGUUCUGAAUCUGGACAAGUUGAUCAGAAACACCUCUUUUUUUUGUUUCUCAUCAAACUCAAACGUCUCAACCAUCUGGAUGUUUUCAAACAUCACUGUCGGCACUGUUAUAUACAGCACAUCAGUUAUAUUUUGAACUGUGAAUUUUGAUAUUUAAGAAAAUAAAGUCACUUCUGAGAUGUA